Messenger RNA from Trifolium pratense (red clover), 717 nucleotides. RefSeq lists its product as uncharacterized. The coding region runs from base 1 to 717 and encodes 238 amino acids. The transcript has 3 exons. NCBI's taxonomy places the organism in Eukaryota, Viridiplantae, Streptophyta, Magnoliopsida, Fabales, Fabaceae. The record is from RefSeq and is a predicted model, not a curated record. Gene Ontology annotation, molecular function: protein binding.
AUGGUUUGUGUUUGUCGAUGUGAUUUGUUUUUUGUCUUUUUGUUUGUGGAAGGAAAUGCGAUUGGAGUUAUUCCUUAUCGGGUCCGUGUCAAUGAAGAGGAUGGUGAACUCUUUGCUGUUGAUGAAGUUAAUAUCAACAUUGUUCGAAUCACCCCACCACUGUCUCAAUAUAGUCGAGGAAGAUUGGUAGCUGGGUCAUUUCAGGGAUACACUGAUCAUGUGGAUGGAAAACCUAGUGAUGCUCGGUUUAAUCAUCCCAAAGGUAUAGCUAUGGAUGAUAAAGGGAAUGUUUAUGUUGCUGAUACUCAGAAUCUUGCCAUCAGAAAAAUCGGAGAUUCUGGUGUGACAACCAUUGCUGGAGGAAAGUCAAAUGUUGCUGGCUAUAGAGAUGGACCGAGUGAAGAUGCUAAGUUCUCAAAUGAUUUCGAUGUGGUAUAUGUUCGACCAACCUGUUCCUUGUUAGUCAUUGAUAGAGGAAAUGCUGCCCUUCGGAAAAUUAUUCUUGACCAAGAUGACUGUGAUUACCAAUCAAGUUCAAUUUCAAUUACAGGUUUAACUUCUUAUCUCAUGUUUGCUAUGCUUGUAUCACACUUUGUGGACUACUACGAAAAUCAACGUUCUUGCUACGAUGAUUUACAUGCAUUUCGGUCAUGUCAUAUUUUUGUUGAGUUAGGAAGGGUAGUAACUAGUAAUAUAACUGGACUGAAAUUGAAGUAA